Gadus chalcogrammus (walleye pollock) is the source of this 1602-nucleotide messenger RNA. RefSeq lists its product as uncharacterized. The transcript is spliced from 3 exons. Gene Ontology annotation, molecular function: protein binding. Bases 38 to 670 code for a protein of 210 amino acids. The record is from RefSeq and is a predicted model, not a curated record. Gene Ontology annotation, biological process: signal transduction. Lineage: Eukaryota; Metazoa; Chordata; Actinopteri; Gadiformes; Gadidae.
CAGUUUCCUUUUCACCCUCCCUCCCUGAGGUUCAAGAAUGGCACUCAAUAACGCUAUUGUACGCAACAAGACAAUCAUUCAAGAAAUUCUAUCGGCAGAUCCCCAAUUCAUACUUUGCAAGGUGAGAGAGAAAGAACUGAUAACUCACCGCGAAUACACAAAACUAAACUCCAUCAAUAAGGGGGACGCAGAGGAUCUCGUUAUCAAGCUCGUGGACACACUCAUUAACAAAGGAAGACAAUCCGAGUUCAUUGGGCUUCUGCAGGACGAGAAAGUCCUAGAAACGUAUCCUAAACUUGAAGACGUGGAAUGGGGAGACAGUGGGUCUACCGCCUCAUCGAGCAGUUUGAGUAUUGGCAGCAACACUGAAACCCGCUCCGCAGGGCAGAAUCUGACUGAAUUGGAGCUCCUGAAGGUGGCCAACACGCUGGGACAGGAGUGGGAGCAGGCGGCCCUCCACCUGGUGCUGAAGACCAAAGAUAUGGACGACAUCAAGGCAGAACAUAGAUCUGUGGCCAUGCAGAAGCAGAACAUGUUGUUGCUGUGGCAGCGCCGAAGACCACCAGGAGAGGCCACAGCUCAGGACCUGCUGGAAGGUCUGAAAGACAUGGACCUACCGGUCGAGACUCGUCCGUUAUUGACAGGCAUGAUGAAGAAAUCAUCAGAAUAGUUACUUGGCAGAUGCCAUAGUGCAGUAGAUGUCUCCGUCGAAAGAAAAGCCCUGAAGAUUGACCAAAACUAGUGAUGGGCCAACUAACGUGUAACGUCAUCACCCUAUUCCGCUCCAACCACUUGAUGGAAACGCACCUAAUUCAAAUUACUUUUUUGCGAACUUUCUAAAGAUUCUCAUCACCUUUUAGAUGGAAACGCAGCUACUGUCCUGACCCAGGAAUGUUAAGACGUCUGUUUGAGGGAAAAUAAAAAUGGUUUGACCAUUCUUUAUUCUGAUUUUUCCAGUUUCCCCAAGAGGCAGCUUGUAGUGUUUUAUAAAAAUAAAAGAUUUGAUAUAUUAUAAUGUAAUUAUUCAAGUGAAUUUAUAAACAUGAUGUGAUUUCACGCAGAGGUAUCAAAAGUGUAUUCACAUUCAUUACUCAGGUAGAAGUAGGCUUGGGUUUAAAAAGACCUCUGUAGAAGUUGAAGGAUCAACUCAAGCUUUUUACUCAAGUAAAAGUGUAAAACUACUGGUUUCAAUGGACAAAAGCUAAGGCCACAGGGCCUAUAGUGCUCUACCCUACCUCUAAAAAAAAAAAAAUAAUCUUACAUUGAAAUGUUAAAGGCACCCAGUGCAACUUUAUGUAAACAUUCAAUGAAAAAUAAACAUUCAAUUUCUAGUCUUUUUUACACGUAGUAAGUUUCAAUAACUCCAUACCAUUGCAUAUCGACAUUCAAGGAGCAAAGAUGAGACGUCGUUGUGUGGUGAGAACUGAUAGAAAAUCGUAAACAACAACAAUCGCCGGUGGGGAGAAGCCAUUUUUCCAUUGACUGGAAGCCUGCUUUAUUUAUUGUAGGUUACAAAAAAUAAAGAAAAUGGCGGCAUUGUUGUUGUUAUCGAUUUUCUAUCAGUUCUCACCACAAAACGACGUCUCAUCUUUGCUGCUUGAA